Mesoplodon densirostris (Blainville's beaked whale) is the source of this 1047-nucleotide messenger RNA. It is a transcript of the gene CCNO, whose product is annotated as cyclin O. Gene Ontology annotation, biological process: regulation of cyclin-dependent protein serine/threonine kinase activity; mitotic cell cycle phase transition. Gene Ontology annotation, cellular component: nucleus; centrosome; cytoplasm. The record is from RefSeq and is a predicted model, not a curated record. The coding region runs from base 1 to 1047 and encodes 348 amino acids. The transcript is spliced from 3 exons. NCBI's taxonomy places the organism in Eukaryota, Metazoa, Chordata, Mammalia, Artiodactyla, Ziphiidae. Gene Ontology annotation, molecular function: cyclin-dependent protein serine/threonine kinase regulator activity.
AUGGUGACCCCCUGCCCCACCAGUCCCGUGAGCCCCGCCGCCCGGGCUGGGAGGCGGGACGACCAGAACCUCCGUGCCCCGGUGAAGAAGAGCAGGCGCCCACGCCUCCGGAGGAAGGAGCCGCUGCAGCCGCUGAACCCGUGCCCGCUACCCGGAGACUCUGGCGUCUGCGACCUGUUCGAGUCUCCCAGCUCCGGCUCGGAUGGCGCAGACAGCCCCGCGGCGCGAGGCUGCAGCCCCCUACCCGGUCCUGCCCAGCAGCUGGUGCAGCUAGAUCUACAGACCUUCCGCGACUACGGUCAGAGCUGCUACGCCUUCCGCAAGGCGCGGGAAAGCCACUACCACCCGCGGGAGUCAUUGGCGCGGCAGCCACAAGUAACGGCGGAAUCCCGCUGUAAGCUGCUCAGCUGGCUAAUCCCCGUGCACCACCAGUUCGGCCUCUCCUUCGAGUCGCUGUGCCUGACGGUGAACACUCUGGACCGCUUUCUUAUCACUACGCCUGUGGCUGCAGACUGCUUCCAGCUGCUCGGGGUCACGUCCCUGCUCAUCGCUUGCAAACAGGUGGAGGUACACCCGCCGCGCGUGAAGCAGCUCCUGGCCCUGUGCUGCGGCGCCUUCUCCCGGCAGCAGCUCUGCAACCUCGAGUGCAUCGUGCUGCACAAACUGCACUUCAGCCUGGACGCGCCGACCAUCAGCUUCUUCCUGGAGCAUUUCACGCACGCACGCGUGGAGGCCGGGCAGGCAGAGGUCUCCGAAGCCCUGGAAGCGCAAGCCCUGGCGCGCGGGGUGGCGGAGCUGAGCCUGGCUGACUACGCUUUCACCAGCUACACCCCCUCCCUGCUGGCCAUCUGUUGCCUGGCGCUGGCAGACCGUAUGCUGCAGCUCCCUCGCCCGAUGGACUUGCGCCUGGGCGGGCACCCUGAGGCGGUGCUGCAGGACUGCCUGGGCAAGCUGCAGCUACUGGUGGCCAUAAACAGAACGUCCCUGACUCACAUGCUGCCCCUCCAGAUCUUCAAGAAGUGCAGCCUGUCCCCGAGCUUGAAAUGA